UAGAAUGGCCGAGAAAUGCUGCUCCUAUACGUCACUGUUGCAUUUAUGCCCACCAUUCUGGGCUUUCCCAGAAGAAUUCCGAUCGGGGGAUUGUUCGACAGCGACGAUAUGAUUCAGAAAGCGUUCGAGUUAUCGAUCAAGGCGGUGAACAAGAACCUCACUGCCUCUAAGCGCGCAAUGGGCGUGCUGCUGACACCCAAAGUCGAGAAAAUCAACGAGAAUGCAUUCCAAGUAGCAAAUAUAGUAUGCGAGCUGUUAAGCAGCGGAGUGGCCGGAAUAUUCGGUCCCCAGGCCAAAUCGACGGUGGACCACGUUCAGAGUACGUGCGAUACCCUGGAUAUACCUCACAUCGCCGCCAGAUGGGAUGCCGAACCGAAACGCGGAAACGUGGUGAAUCUAUAUCCGCACGCCGACACGCUCUCCACGGUCUUUCAAGAUAUAAUAGAUGAGUUUCAAUGGAAGGAGUACGCGAUACUUUACGACAAUACCGAUGGCCUGAUUCGUAUGAAUCGUCUGCUGAAAUUGUCGAACAUGAGCACUUCGGCGAUGGUGUUUCACUUGGACGGUGGACCGAAUUUUAGGAGGACUAUGCAAGAAGUCAAAAGGACCGGUUGCAAAAAUCUCAUAAUUGACUGCUCGUACGACAUCCUUGCCUCCGUUCUCGAGCAAGCGCAACAGGUCGGAAUAAUGUCGGAAAGAUACAACGUGAUCGUUGCUUCUUUGGAUCUGCAGACCCUGGAUUUAGAACCGUACCGGUAUUCCGGAGUGAAUUUAACGGGUGUGCGUUUAAUCGACCCGGAGAGCUCGACUGUCCAACACAUUCUACGGGCUCGGUCUCUUAAUUGGAAUUUGACAGAUGGUUCCCGUUUGAGGGUGGAGCCGGCUCUCGCUUACGACGCCGUGCAACUUUUCGCAAACGGCUACGCACGACUGCGUGACAGCGUCAGAGGAAAUUUCAGAAAGCUGUUUUGCAAUCGUACGGAAACUUGGGGGCACGGCUUCAGUCUGAGUAAUUAUAUGCGAAACGAGCGCAUACACGGACUGAGCGGGAUGAUAAAAUUCGACACAAACGGAUUUCGGAGCGAGUUCCAAUUGGACAUCGUAAAUCUAAGAAAGCAAGGUCUGCGGAAGGCCGGCGAGUGGAGGACGAAUGUCGGCAUACGGUGGAAGCCGGGAUACAAGAUUCCCGGUGUGGACGAGGAAAAGAGUUUACGCGACCAACAUUUCAUCGUCCUGAUAUCGUUAACGGAUCCAUACGGAAUGCUCAAGCAAUCAUCCACCACAUUGAUUGGAAACGAUCGGUACGAGGGCUUCGCGAUCGAUAUAAUUCAAGAGAUGAGCAAGAUACUGGGGUUCAAUUACACGUUUCAAGUGCAGAGCGACAACAUUUACGGGUCACUUAAUAAGAAGACCGGUCAGUGGAACGGCAUGUUGGGGAAAAUAAUCGCCGGCAAAGCGGAUUUAGCGAUCACGGAUCUGACGAUCACAGCGGAGAGGAAAAGCGCCGUCGAUUUUACGACCCCGUUCAUGAAUUUAGGUAUAAGCGUCCUGUUCAAACAGCCGACGACCGCUCCGCCGAGCUUGCUAUCCUUCUUAUUGCCGUACUCGAAAGAGGUUUGGGUGUAUCUGAUCGGAGCGUACAUUGUCGUGACCUCAUUGUUAUUCCUGAUCGGAAAACUCUGCCCGGUGGAAUGGACAAAUCCAUAUCCCUGUAUUAGGGAGCCCGAAGAAUUGGAAACACCCUUCACUCUCGCGGACACUCCGUUCCUCGUGAUCGGUGCCUUAUUGAAGGCUCCCACCGGAUUUGCGCCCGCAGGGAUUUCAACGAGAGCCUUGGCUACGGCAUGGUGGUUCUUCAAUCUGAUCAUCGGAUCAACCUACAUCGCUAAUUUAGCCGCCGCAUUAUCCACGAAAUCCACCGUGUGGCCUUUCAAAGUAGCGGAGGAGCUCGCCUACCAGCAGAAAAUUAAGUACGGCGCGAAGAAGGACGGUUCGACACUCUCGUUCUUCAAGGACGCCUCGCAUGAACCGUACGAGAUUAUGUAUAAUUACAUGAUGAAUCACGCUGACGAGGUGCUUAUGGGGAAGAACGAAGACGGCCUGCGGAAGGUGCAGCAGGAAAAUUACGCGUUCCUCAUGGAGUCCUCGUCAAUCGAGUAUAUCAAGCAGAGAGAGUGUAACGUGACGCAGGUCGGUGGACUUUUAGACGCCAAAAGUUACGGGAUCGCGAUGAGAAAAGACGUGCGUUAUCGUACGAACCUGAACGGCGCCAUACUCAAGCUCAAAGAAAACGGCGUGAUGCACGAAUUGCAAACUAAAUGGUGGAAAGAAAAGCGCGGCGGCGAUAAAUGCAGCGAAAAACCGCAAGUAAAAGUCGCGCCAUUGAAUUUCGAAGACGUCGGUGGAGUAUUUCUCAUUAUGAUAAGUGGGGUCACGUUGUCCUGGUUUUACGCGGGAUGGACGUUCCUCUGGAAUAUUCGAAAUAUCGCGGUCAAACAGAACGUGUCCUACAAAGAGGAGAUCAUAGAGGAGUUGAAAUUCCUAACCAGAUGCAAGAGCAAAAAACUCGUUAGGAGGAGGAAGAAGUCUGCCGAGAUAAUCGAGAGAGAUAGCGCCGAUUCAAGUUCAUCAUAAAGCGCGUGUCACUUUCGUAAUGAUUCUUUCACGGUAAAUAAAAUUUCGUGUAUAACAAGUGUGUGUAAUAAGUGUCAUUGCAAAGGCCUUGCGCUCGCGACGUUAUUUUAUGAGACAGAGAGCGCGUUAUAUAAUGUUGCAAAGAGCCUGAAGCUUUUCAAAAAAAAAAUCCAUUUUAUGGAACGUAACAUAAAAAUUUUUCUUUCUGUAAAUCAAAAAUAUAGUAUCUGAAAUAUGAUAAAACGCAUAAAUAACACAAUUUCUUUUUAUCAAGUACCGAUCCUACAUGCCUUAAUUCUGAAUAUGUUACUGAGAAAGAGCAGAGUACCUUAACUCAAAUUGUCAUCCAGGAGAUGGAGCUGAGCGAAAUACGCACAUUUUCGAAAAUACACUU
Messenger RNA from Odontomachus brunneus, 3028 nucleotides. RefSeq names its product glutamate receptor ionotropic, kainate 2-like. The transcript is spliced from 15 exons. NCBI's taxonomy places the organism in Eukaryota, Metazoa, Arthropoda, Insecta, Hymenoptera, Formicidae. Gene Ontology annotation, molecular function: glutamate-gated receptor activity; transmitter-gated monoatomic ion channel activity involved in regulation of postsynaptic membrane potential. Gene Ontology annotation, biological process: synaptic transmission, glutamatergic; modulation of chemical synaptic transmission. The record is from RefSeq and is a predicted model, not a curated record. The coding region runs from base 16 to 2634 and encodes 872 amino acids. Gene Ontology annotation, cellular component: postsynaptic membrane; plasma membrane.